Messenger RNA from Phytomonas sp. EM1, 590 nucleotides. NCBI's taxonomy places the organism in Eukaryota, Euglenozoa, Kinetoplastea, Trypanosomatida, Trypanosomatidae. The record is from the annotation of a GenBank genome assembly.
UUUUACCCGUGUAUCAACUUUCUCCUUCAGAUUCGAAUUUAAAGCUCCUCGCAACCCUAAAUUCACAAUUAUUUAAAUAUGGCCAAGGGAAAGAAGUCUGCUGACGCCAAGGGAAGCCAGAAGCGUCAGAAGAAGGUCCUGCGCGACAACAUCCGUGGCAUCACCCGCGGCUCGAUCCGUCGCCUCGCCCGCCGUGGUGGGGUGAAGCGCAUCUCGAGCGAAAUCUACGAGGAAGUGCGCCGUGUGCUGAAGAGCUUCGUUGAGGGUGUUGUUCGGGAUGCCACUUCCUACACUGAGUACGGCCACCGCCGUACGGUGACCGCAUCGGAUGUUGUGAAUGCCCUGCGCAAGCGCGGCCACAUCCUCUAUGGUUAUGCGUAGAUUUCAAGGAUGAAGUGAUCCCAUUUAGCACGGAAAAAAAGGUAAUGUGAUACUCUUCUUUGGGCUGUCACAAUACUUUUUUUUCAUGGAGUUUGCUAAGCUUUUAUAGACUUUUUCUUUUAUUAUAAAAUUAUUUUAAAUUUCACUAUUAUCUAAAGCCUCUGACAAAUUUACAGAAAAAGAAAUAUAUACCCAUGUGUGUGGCUUGA